CGUUCAGCCUUCAGUCUGAGCAGAGUCUGUGCUGCAGCAGCAGGAGCAGCAGAGGAAACACAACCAGUCUGAGCAGAGAAAAAGAAAAAGAAAAAGAUCCUCUUACUUGGACUUGGAGGACACUCAGACUCAGAGGACACUCGGAGGACAUGGCUGAGAAGAAAGCUGUCUUGUUCAGGUUCUGGGGAGUUGCUGUCUCUUCACGACCCCAUGCAGUUUUCCACAAGUUGGAGGAGUUGCACAACCUGCCGGGUGGUUUCCUGUCCAGUGUGGUGUCACAGAAGGACAGCGCCAUGAUGCGGGCGGAGAGAGGCGAGCUGACGCUCUCUCAGACGAUCCCGGUGUUUGAGGAGGAGUGUGUGAAGGAGGCCCAGGUCAGGGGUGUGACUCUGCCACCUGAUUGGUCCGUCAGAGGCCUGCUGGAGAAGCUCGGAGAGGCCAUGAUGGACGUCCAACCAGCCGUGCUGGAGACAGCUGCAAACCUGCGUCGCAAUGGCUUACUGACAGCUGUGCUGGCCAAUCACUGGAUAGAUGACACUGCCACUGGAGACGGUCCGGCCCGCCUUCUCUCUUUGCUGGGGCGGCAUUUUGACCUGGUCCUCCGGUCCUGCCACUCAGGUCACAGGGUCCCUGAGUCCGCCAUGUUCAGCUCCGCUUUGAAGCACCUGGAAGUGACAUCACAAGAGGCGGUGUGGCUGGAUGCAGAUGAGGAGGGUGUGAGGGCGGCAGAGGCGGCGGGGGUGAAGGCCAUCAUGGUGGAAAAUCUGGACCACGCUCUAGACAAACUGGCUGAUUUCACUGGAGUUCAGGCUGUCAGAGCAGAGAGCUCUCCUCCAUCCUGCAGCUGUGAUGAAGUGUCUCAUGGAUACGUCACCAUCAGGCCUGGUGUCAGGACUCAUUAUGUUGAGAUGGGCUCGGGUCCGCCAGUUCUGCUGUGUCACGGCUUCCCUGAGAGCUGGUACUCCUGGAGGUACCAGAUCCCAGCUGUGGCAGCAGCAGGGUUCAGGGUGUUGGCUCUGGACAUGAAGGGAUAUGGAGAGUCCACAGCGCCGCCGGACAUCGAGGAAUAUUCACAGGAGCAGCUCUGCAAGGAUUUGAUCACAUUCCUUGAUAAAAUGUCCAUGCCGCAGGUCACCCUGGUGGGUCACGACUGGGGCGGCUUGCUGGUCUGGACCAUGGCUCAGUACUUUCCUGAGAGAGUCAGGGCUGUGGCGUCUCUGAACACGCCCCUGUUCCCGGCCGAUCCGUCUGCUCCUCCCGGGCAGAGACUGAAGGCUGUGCCCAUAUUCGAUUACCAGCUCUACUUCCAGAAACCAGGUGUUGCAGAGGCUGAGCUGGAGAAAAACUUGGAGAGAACCUUCAAGAUUUUCUUUUCCAGCAGCAGUGAAGCGGUGAGGCGUCCAGCUCUCAGCACCGCAGGUGUCUGUGCUCGAGGGGGUCUGUUUGUGGGUCUACCUGAGCAGAUUCCCAGGAGCUCCAUGCUGACGGAGGCCGACCUGCAGUUCUACAUCAGCCAGUACAAAGAAAACGGCUUCAGGAGACCUCUGAACUGGUAUCGUAACGGUGAGGUGAACUGGAGGUGGAUGUGUUCUCGACCCAGUGGAAAGCUGCUGAUGCCGGCGCUGAUGGUGACGGCAGGUAAAGACCCCGUGCUGCUGCCGGCCUUCUCCAAAGGGAUGGAGGACAAGAUCCCGAACCUGAGCAGAGGACACAUCGAGGAGUGUGGACACUGGACUCAGAUGGACAGGCCAGCAGAGACGAACAACAUCCUGAUAUCAUGGCUUAAAGAAACACAUAAGAAGGACGGAAGGGUUAGUGUGGCCCCCAGACUGUGAGGAGGGAAGGAAGGAGGGAAGGAAAAAGCGGGGUGAAGUGCCGUUUCAGUGCUGCAUGUCAGAGACAGACACAGGGUGGAGGUGGAUGAAGCAUCAUUUCCAGUUAACUCAUUCCAGUUUACCUGCUCGUGCAGAAAACGAUUCAACAUGUGACAGAAUAAAGUUUCCAUUGAUGAAUGA
Molecule: messenger RNA, 2015 nt
Organism: Toxotes jaculatrix (banded archerfish)
Lineage: Eukaryota; Metazoa; Chordata; Actinopteri; Toxotidae
Gene: ephx2
Product: epoxide hydrolase 2, cytoplasmic
Exons: 19
Coding region: 150-1835 (561 amino acids)
Biological process (GO): cholesterol homeostasis; phospholipid dephosphorylation
Cellular component (GO): peroxisome
Molecular function (GO): magnesium ion binding; lipid phosphatase activity
Source: RefSeq, a predicted model, not a curated record